This is a messenger RNA of Erinaceus europaeus (western European hedgehog), 6470 nucleotides long. RefSeq names its product KIAA1958 ortholog. The transcript is spliced from 3 exons. The record is from RefSeq and is a predicted model, not a curated record. NCBI's taxonomy places the organism in Eukaryota, Metazoa, Chordata, Mammalia, Eulipotyphla, Erinaceidae. Bases 713 to 2929 code for a protein of 738 amino acids.
GGUGAAGCAGGUCUGUAGGUGUCUGUCUUUCUCUCCCCCUCUGUCUUCUCCUCCUCUCUCCAUUUCUCUCUGUCCUAUCUAACAAUGACGACAACCAUAAAAAAAAAAAAAAGAAAAAAAAUUAAAACACUCAUUCUACACAAGGAAAAAAUAGUCUUUUGUAUAACCAUUAUGCUACCUCUCUGGCACAAAAUGUGGCCUUCCUAAAACCCUGAUCAAAUCAUUUCCCCAAUUUAAACCCUACACCAUUUGUUGAAGAGACUCCCCUUUUCCCAUGUAAUAGUCUGGGCACCUUUGUCAAAGAUUAAAUGUCCACACAUGUGGGUGUUUAUUUCUGGGCUCUCAAUUCUAUUUCACUGUUUAAUGUGUUUGUUCAUGUUCCAGUACCAAGCAGUUUUGAUUACAAUGGCCCUAUAAUACAGUUUGAGAUCUGAGAGUGUGAUGCCUCUAGUUCUGUUCUUUCUUCUCAGGAUAUUUUUGGUAGUUUAAACCCUUAAUAAACUGGUUUUGUUUUGUUAAAAAAAGUCAAGGUUUGUGGAAAUGAUUAAUUUUCUUUUUAAAUUUUUUUUAUUAUCUUUAUUUAGUGGCUAGAGACAGCCAGAAAUCGAGAGGGAAGGGGAUGAUAGAAAUGAAGAGAGACAGACACCUACAGCACCACUUCACCACUUGCAAAGCUUUUCCCCUGCAGGAAAGAGACUGCUGAUCCUGUAACAUGGAGGAUUGCCUUCAUACCUCAUCUGAGAAUCUGUCCAAAUUGGUCAGCUGGGCCCACAGUCAUGGGACCAUUUGCAACCUCAUUCCAAACCUGAAACACUUGCUUUCAGAAGGUUCCCAUGGGAACCUAACAGCAAUGUGGGGUUGCAGUGCCGGUCAUGCGUACCACUGGCCACUGACAGCUACUUGCAGAGCUGGAUCACAAGAAAGAGUCUGUUUCCAGGAUAACAGAAGUUUUAACUCUGAUAGUCCCAGUAUAAUUGGAGUACCCUCUGAGACACAAACUAGUCCUGUUGAAAGAUAUCCUGGGAGACCAGUGAAAGCAAAACUAGACUGUAGUCGAACCAGAGAUUCUUGUGACUUCUCUUAUUGCAGUGAGCCCUCUGAACUAGAUGAAGCUGUUGAAGAAUAUGAAGAUGAAAACACCCUAUUUGACAUGGUUUGUGAGUCUUCUGUUACAGAUGAAGAUAGCGACUUUGAACCUCAAAUGCAAAGGCCUCAAAGCAUUGCUCGAAAAAGACCUGGUAUAGUACCAUCUUCUCUUCAUUCAAGCUCCCAGACUCAGAUGGUUGAUGAAUGCAGCAAUGAUGUCAUCAUUAAGAAAAUCAAACAAGAGAUUCCUGAAGAUUAUUACAUUGUGGCAAAUGCAGAGCUAACUGGAGGCAUAGAUGGGCCAGCUCUGUCAUUGACUCAGAUGGCAAAACCCAAACCUCAGACUCAUGCUGGUCCCUCUUGUGUGGGGUCUGCUAAGCUGAUUCCCCAUGUAACAUCUGCCAUCAGCACAGAGCUAGACCCACAGGGUGUGUCUGUAUCCCCUUCUAUGUUGUCCAGACCAAUUGUCCAGAAGACUGCCAGGGUAUCUCUGGCUUCACCGAAUAGAGGACCUCCUGGUAGUCAUAGCACCAGCCAGCAGGUUACCAUGCAGAUGCCUGUAAGCACAUCCCAUCCUAACAAACAGAUCAGCAUCCCUCUGUCUGCUCUGCAACUGCCUGGACAAGAUGAACAAGUUGCUUCUGAAGAGUUCCUCCCCCAUUUGCCCAGCCAGGUUUCCUCCUGUGAGGUAGCCCUUUCUCCCUCAGUUAACACAGAGCCCGAAGUGAGCUCCAGCCAGCAGCAGUCCUCCAUUGGUCCAACCAUAACCACUGAAGCUACGGCCCAGUGCAUACCAGACCAGGAUGAAAGAGCAGCUGAGCUCAGCAGGGAGCAGAAUGAAAAAACCAUCCGGAGCACUCAGACUGCGCUCCGUAAUUUCCGUGAAUUCCUCAUCUCCAAGUAUCCUUCUGAAACAAGAGAGAUUUAUGUCAUCCCUUGCAAAGAAUUGGAUGCUUACCUUGCCUCUUUCUUUGUGGAUGCCAGGCAAAAGGAUGGGUCUGAAUAUGAACCCAACAGCCUGGCCAAUUACCAAUGUGGGCUUGAACGGUACCUCAAAGAACACAGGUAUGGCUAUAGUAUCACCAGGGAUAAGGAAUUCAAGCGUUCCCAGGAGGCCUUGAAACAGAAGCAAAUUGAACUUCGUUGCAAAGGAAAAGGAAAUAAGCCACACAAGUCCAUGAAGCUCACCUUUGCUGAUGAACUCAUUCUGCGGAAGAGGGGCCUACUAAGCCGCUAUAACCCUGAGGGUCUGCUCAACCUUGUCUGGCUCAACAACACAAAAGCUUUUGGACACUGUACAGGCUUUCAUGGAUCUACUUUGAAGUGGGGUGAUAUCCGCCUUCGGGUAACAGAAACGGGUCUGGAAUACUUGGAGUGGAUGGGUCAAGACACUGGAGACCUGAAUGCAAAAACCAAGAGAGGAGGGACAGACUCCCGUGUGUAUGCCACCCAACAUGCCCCACAGACCUGCCCUGUACAAGACUAUAAGGAAUAUGCCCAGCGGCGACCUCCUGCCAUGCGCUAUGAGGAUGCCCCCUUCUACUUAUCCAUCAAGCCUGUGGUGAACUUAGCAGCUCUGCAUUGGUAUAAUUGCCAAGCCCUCGGCAAGAAUAAACUGGCCAAGAUGGUGAAGACCAUGUGUGAGAAGGGCAACAUCCCUGGCAGGAAAACCAACUUCAGUGUAUAUCAGAGCUGCAGCACCUUGUCUGAGGCCCAGAGCAACCAACUGGUGCUUAUCUGUAACAAUUUGAGCCAGCAGGCUGCCCAGUCAGUAGCUGGGCACUCCAACAGCAGCAAUUUCAUUGUCUCGGCUUCCUAUGACUCUUCUUCAGAUACUGCUUGACCAGGUGGAUUGAGCAAAACCCCGUUUGCUUAUUAUGUCCAGAGAAACUGUGAUUGCUCAGUUUCUCAUACCCUUCCCUCUGCCCUCAGUGUUAACUUUAUAAAAAAAUAAACAUAUAAUCUAUUUUUCUUUAUACAAAUAAGCCAGUUAAAAUAGUUUAGUAUUACUAACUUAGUAUUUAUAGGCUUAAAUCAAAUGUGCUUGUGGAUGAUCAAAUGUAAUUACUGUUAAAAACUUUACAAAAACAUAGUCAUUCUCAGGCAACACAAAAUAGAUAAAUUCCAUUUCUAUUAAAAAAAAACUGUAUAAAAGGAAACAGAGACAGGAAAUUUAAGAUACUGCUUUUCCUUCCCACCUCACCUCUCAUUCUUAGUCUUUUAGUGACUAAGACUUAUUUAUAUUUUUAAAUUUUAUAUUAAUUUGAGGGAGACAGCACUUACUUCACUGCUUACACAAAAUUGUGUACAGUCAGACCCAGAAUAUUAAAGUCUUAAUAUAAGCUUGACAUCAAAUUAUUUGCAUACACUUUUUUAAAGCUUAAUUCUGAUUUUGAAUACUAUGCCUCAUCUGUUGGAAUGUAUGAAAAUCUAGAAAUUUAGCUAUCAUUUUUGUGGAGGGAUGAAAGAGAGGAAGAAAUAAAGGUGCCAUCUUUAGGGGAAGAAAAGGAAGAAAUUAAGGUAUCAUUUUUGGAUGGUACAUGAUUUUAUAAUAACAUGCAAAUAUAAGUACUGUGAGAUAGGGAGGGAAGAGUGUUCUACAGCCCAUUUUUGCUUUUGUGCUUGAGUCUGAAUAGAACUCUUUUUGAGAUGACAGUGUAAAUGAAGCUAAGUGAUAGAUUUGCAAAAAAUUUAAAACUAGGAAUUUUUGACAGUGUUCCCAAGCAUUAGAUUAUAUAUGAGACAGAAGAGGGUAGAGAGAAUAAAUAACUUUUUAACUUAAGAUCUAAAAGUACUAGUCAAGACAACAAAAAACUCAUCCUCUUCAAAGCUCAGAUCCCCUGAAUUGAUCAAUCUCAGUCUCUUUUCCAUAGGGGAUUGCUUGACCCUAUACUUCAUAUCAAAAGAAUAUUGACACUCGUUUUAGGUAACAGUCUUUUAUUACCAGAUUUAGAUUAAUUCAAAGCAUUCUUGAAAAUGUUCAGAGUUUCUUCUACAGUAAAUAUAAUUGUACUUAUCUACUAUAUCCUGCAAUUAUAAUAAUUUUAGUUAAACAGCUCUUUGUGGUGGUUUUUCCAAGGUCUCUAUUUUCCAGUCUUGAUGCCUGUGGUGAAUUAUUAGUUAAGAUACUUCAAAAAUGAAAGAAAUUAUAUAUUAGGAUCACGUUAAAGCUAAGCUGUAUUUCUAUCCUUUUAAUUAUUAACAUAUUAAAAUUGGAUAUUGCUUUGUUAUAUCUGGAUGUUCUUUUUAAUUUUUAUUUCUUUAUUUUAAUGAGAGAGAUAUGGGGGGAGAGUGGGGCACCUAUCAGAGCAUUGCUCAGCUCUGCCUCGUGGUAGUGCUGGAAAUUGAACCUGAGACCUCAGGCAUGAAAAUCUUUUUGCAUAAAAAAACAUGCUAUCUCCCCAGCCCUGGAUGUGGGUUUUUCUACUGGGAAGUGUUUGUUCUUAAAGAAAGGCUUAUAAUUCACAUUAGGAAGGUAGAAGAUACUUGAUGUACUCAUAUAAUGUGUGACCAGGACAAAUUUCAUUUUAAUUUAUGUCAUUUAACUUAAACUCAUCAUAUUAGUUGUGCUUGCCUGUGGCUUGACUACUCUUUCCAACAUAAAUGCAUAAAAACUCAUUCCACUGAACAGUGACCUUUUCUUUAACUAUUGAGUGGUAACUCAUUAUGAGUUUUGUGUGAUGGAAUUAAUUUUGUUUCAUGACUUCCUCCAUUGAGAGGCAGAAGCAAGUAGGAAGGGUGGAAGAUACCUUACUUUUUUUUUUUUAAUCUAAUGAUAGCCACCACUUUUGAGCCAUUAUGCAUGCCAACACUGUAUAAAGUGACUAGCUUGCAUCACUUAUGUACAUGAUAUUUACUCAUUGUAUGAAAGUUAGAAAAUACAGAUAAGCAUAAAGAAAACAUUAAUCUGCUGGUCAAAAAUAACCACUCUUAACAUACUGGAAAAUAUCUCUUCAAUAUUUAUUAUUAUUUAUUUAUUUAUUUUUGCCUCCAGGGUUAUCGCUGGGGCUCGGUGCCUGCACUACGAAUUCACUGCUCCUAGAGGCCAUUUUUCCUAUUUUUGUUGUCCUUGUUGUUGUUACUGUUAUUAUUGUUAUUGCUGUUGUUAUUGUUGGAUAGGACAGAGAGAAAUUGAGAGAGGAAGGGAAGACAGAGAAGGAGAUAGAAAGAUAGAUACCUGUGGACUUGCUUGUGAAGCGGCCCCCUUGCAGGUGGGGAGCCAGGGACUCGAACUGGGACCCUUAAGCUGGCCCCUGCUCUUUGUGCCAUGUGUGCUUAACCUGCUGCACUACUGCCUGGUUCCCUGUUUAUUUCUACAUACAUUAUUUUUAGCAGCUUUGAAAGGAAGGUAAAUUAUUUCAACUUUGCGUUAAGAUCAAGCCAAGUCAGUUAGAUUAUAGGUAAGGAAAUGGUACUGUCACCUGACUCCAGGUUUUUCUAUUUGCCCUCCUUGGUUCCAGCUUGUAACUUGUUUCCUGUGGUUUAAGCCAGAUGUGAAGAGACAGUAGCCUAUCUCUCAAGACUGCCAAUUAAAAGGAAUACUGAAUGAGCUGUCAUGAUGGCACAGUGUCCCAUAUUUCUCCUCCUUCCAUUCAUUUUAAACCACAGCAUCUUUUUCUCCCAGUUUUUUUUUUUACAAGGCUUUCUUGUUCUCCUUAUUCUGUUACUACUUUUUAAUGUACACAGAACAACUUAACUGUUUUUUUAAAAAAAAGAUUAUUUGUACAUGGGUUACCCCUCAUUUAAAGAAAAUAAUUUUGUAAAAUACUUAAUGAUAUACAUUUUAUUUUUUCUUUUACAUAUAUUUUUUAAAUUCUUGAUUAUGUUUUUAACAGUAAAACAAAAUUCUUACUAAGAAGUGCAGUCAUUAUCACUUAGAAAGGAAAACAAGAAAUUUUCAGAAUUCUGUUUGUCUUUAUUAUAGAACCAAAAUGAAGAGUCUCUUUUCUUUUUAAUCCUAUUGCAUUUUCCUUUAAAAUAACAUAAUUAAGGAUGUAAACUAUUCAUUUAUAUAGCUCAAAUCAUAUAGAAACAUAUGGUAUGUAGUUUUAGAAAAUUUCUCUGGGGAAUGGAUUGGUAGGAGGGUAGCCAGAUUACAGUUGAGCUAAUUGGUUGUGGGACAUUAUCUGCAACUACCUCUAAAUUUUGUGGACCUUGUGUAAACAGUAAAGGCAUGUUACUGCUAGGUGCCAUUUUUAUUUUUUAUUCUCCAGUCAUGUGCUUACUGUGGUGGUGGUCAAUGCCAAAAUCAUGUAUGCUUUAGGCAAAAAUUUACAGUCUCGCUUAUAUCUGCUACAACUGAAUGUAUUACCCUUCUACAACAUCCCAUAAUUAACACAAAAACAAUGGACCCUUAUUUGCAAAGUUUAUACUUUUAGAUCAGU